AUGCAAUCUAUUGUAAGCAGUGCUGCCAGUAGAGUUGCCAAAUACACGUUUGGUGUCAUCAAACGUGAGAUUGGGUACAUAAUAUAUGUUGCCAGCAAUGUCCAGGAUCUGAAGGAGCAAGUUGGAAAGCUAGAAGAUGCUCGAGGUAGAGUGCAGCAUUCCGUCGAUAGGGCCAUAAGGAAUGCGGAGAAGAAUGAAGCGGAUGUCCUCAAAUGGUUGGCCAACGUUAAUAAGAAGUUGACUGAAAACGUUGAGGAGAAAUUGAAGGAAGAUGAGGAGAAAGAAAAGAAGAAAUGUUUCUUUGCGCUGUGUCCCAAUGUCAAGUCUCGCUACCAAGUCAGCAAGAAAGCGGUAGAAGAGGCGCAGGCUAUCAGUGAACUCCUGGAACAAGGGAAAUUCGACAAAGUUUCUUAUUCUCCUGCUAUGGAGGGGAUAAUAACCAAAGGUUACAAGGCCUUUGAAUUGAGAACAAAAGCCUUAGAGGGAAUUAUGGAGGCCUUAAAUGAAUCAAAUGCUCGGAUUGUUGGAAUUCACGGGAUGGCCGGCGUAGGCAAGACCACACUUGCCAAAGAAGUUGCUGCCAGAGUAAAGAGGAGCACUCGUUCAACGAAGUUGCAAUGGCUGUUGUCACUCAUAAUCCAGACAUCAGAAAAAAUCAAGGAGAAAUUGCUGACAUUUUUGGAUGACCUAUGGCAGAAACUUGACCUUGAAGAGGUUGGUAUCUCAUUUGAGGAUGAAGCUGCUAAAAGAUCUUCCAUUGCAGGAUGCAAAAUAUUGCUGACUUCCAGAAGCCUCAAUGUGCUUCGCCUCACGCAUGCUGAGAAGAGUUUCAAAGUCGAAAUUUUAUCCCAAGGAGAAUCUAUGAUUCUUUUUUCAAAAACAGUGGGCGACAUAUCCGGCAACUAUGAACGUAUAGAAAAUGAAUUUAAGGAAAAAUGUGAAGGGUUGCCUGUCGCUAUCUUAGCAAUUGCAAACACUUUGAAAGACAUGGACCUGAGAUUUUGGGAGGAUGCCUUACUGCAGCUCCGGGGAUCAAAUUCAUCAAACCUAGAGGGGAUGCAAGACAAUGUAUAUUAUACCAUUGCGUUGAGUUACAAAUGGCUGAGAAAUGACGAAGCAAAAUCUUUGUUCUUUAUAUGCGGCCUGCAUCCUCAGAGUUUCGAUAUCCCUUUCUUUGAUUUGCUGCAAUAUUGCUUUGGGCUAGAUCUUUUGGAGGGCACCAAAGGAAAUCGUCUGAAGGAAUUGUUGAGGAAGGAGAAUCUCAAAGGUUGCAGUGCUAUCUCGUUGCCACACAGCAUGGAUAAGCUGAAGAUCCAUCUUUCCGAGUCUCAGACACUUUUUCAAAGACAUGGAUAA
Hibiscus syriacus is the source of this 1356-nucleotide messenger RNA. Its product is annotated as probable disease resistance protein At5g63020. Lineage: Eukaryota; Viridiplantae; Streptophyta; Magnoliopsida; Malvales; Malvaceae. The record is from RefSeq and is a predicted model, not a curated record. Bases 1 to 1356 code for a protein of 451 amino acids. The transcript is spliced from 2 exons. Gene Ontology annotation, molecular function: ADP binding.